AUGCACGCCUUCUUCCUCUGUUCGUUCGUGCAGGAAGUGUGGCAAAAAGCUCCCCUCACAAAGACAGUUUACAUAGAUGCGACUGAUGAUUUCCAAGCUGUCUUGGUAAAGUUCCGACAUGUAACUUGUCUUCCACCGUCAGGUAUCUCAUCCCCCGUCCUUCCUUGGAUCUGCUGGUCGCUUUGGACGGCGAGAAACAGACUGAUUUUCGAAGACAAGAAGCUCAACCCUAACGAAGUCAUGCUUAGAAGUUUAGUCUCAGCUCGUGAAUGGAUCCAAGCUCAAGAAAAUUUACCACAGAAGCACAAGUGUUACCUCAAGGGCCCCAGUUUCACCGGAACGAUGCAUGGUAGCAAGCAAACUACGACAUGCAACUCCGACGCGUCUUGGAACUCAACUACUAGGAAAGCAGGCCUAGCGUGGAUCAUCUCAACACUGACAUCAAAUCAACUCCACGAAGGAUCGCUACGCACUGAAAAACCAGCUGCAGAUCUCGACAUCAUUAGCCUCAAGGUCUGCUCCGACUGUCAAACGCUCAUUAGAGCAAUCCAAAACAGGCCCCAGAUUAAGGAAAUCUUCGGUAUCGUUUUCGAUAUCAUGCAGAUCUUCUCUGCAUUCGCAUCUAUCUCUUUCUGUUUUGUUCCACGAUCUGAGAACCGUAAAACUGAUCUGUUAGGUAAACAAGCCUUAGUUUCAUCUGCUUCUAUUGAUGGGAAACUUGAGGCGCCAAAAACGAUUGAAGAGUGGGGAGACAUAGGAGAAGGUAGGUGCUGGCUAUGUUUCAAAAACGUGAAAGGUAUCGUCCUCAAUGGGUCUGGUGUCCUCCACCCUCAUGGCGAAGCUUGGUGGUCGUCUGUUGAUCACUCCAAUCGACCACGGGCAGUUGGAUUUAAUGCAAGUGCUGACAUAAUAUAUAGUGGACUAACUCAAUUCAAUAGCCCAAAGAAUCAUGUUUCAGUUUAUAAUUGCACCAACGCAACUUUAUCAAAUCUUCAUCUCAUCGCACCUAAAGAUAGUCCAAACAGUGAUGGUAUCGACAUUGCUCUUUCAAACAAUGUCCAGAUUUUCAAUUCAUCUAUCCAAACAGGUGACGAUUGUGUUGCGAUUAAUGGUGGUUCACACGAUAUCAACAUAACUCAUGUGACAUGUGGUCCGGGCCAUGGCAUCAGUAUUGGAAGUUUGGGCAGAGAUGGGCUAACUGAAACGGUUGAGAACGUGCAAGUAAGACACUGCAGCUUCAAUGGUACUAUGUAUGGGGCAAGAAUCAAAACUUGGGCUGGAGGCAAAGGGUUCGCCAAAAAUAUUAUAUACGAGAACAUUACAUUAAUAGAUGCCGCAUAUCCUAUCAUCAUCGAUCAGCAUUAUUGUAAUGGUGGGUCAGAACUGAAUGCUACUGCUGUGAAAGUGAGCGAUGUGACAUUUAGAAAUUUCAGAGGGACAUGCGCAGAUGAUAUUGCGAUAAAACUAGCUUGUGACAAGCUAGUAAAUUGUCAAAACAUCGUGAUGGAAAAUAUAAACAUCGUUUCUUCAUCUUCAAAAGAGCAUCUCUCCACGUAUUGUCAAUACGCUAAUGUAGUUACUCACUUUGUCAACGUUGAUAUCAAGUGUGGUUCAACCUCAAGCUCCGACUUCGACCCCGUAUUCUCAACCUCCGGCGCCCUGUGCUGAACCUCCGGCACCAUCUCUUCUUACAUAUCUUAUCUAAGGCGCCAUCUUGUGAAGCUUAUCAAAGUGGUGAUGAGAUUUGUCAGUUGGGAUCUAACGAACAAAAGCAUCAGCAUUGUUGAAGUUUUUCAACAAAAGUAUUUUAUAAUAUAGUCCAAUCUACAACUAGAUUUUAAAUAUGAAAAACAGACCAAUAAUAGCUUGACAAAUUUAAUAAAAGUACUAGAUUUUGACCCGCGCUUUUAAAGCGCGGGAUUAUUUCUGAAAUGAAUUUUUUUUUGUUAUAAAUUUAUAUUUAUAAUUAUUUAUCGACAUUUAAAUAUUACAAAUGAAACAUUUUAUUCAGUGUUUUGAAACUCGAUCUAGACCCGUGGUUAAAUCGGAAAACCUGGUGAUUCGAUAUUUAAUCCAGUUUAUUUUUCAAGAAAAACUCAUUAGUUAAAAAUCUUAUAAACCUGCUAAAACCCGGGAUUCGACUACCAAUUGAACCAAUGAAUGACCCGAUAUAUAAUCCGAUUUGACUUAAAUUAUUAUAUUUAGAGCAUUUUAAUAUAUAUAUAUAUAUAUAUAUAUAUAUAUUUAUGAAUGUCUAGAUGUUGGUGGAUAUAUUUUGAUUGUGAUGCUUCAGUUUUACAAAUAUUAACAAUACAAUGUUUUGGCAAAUUUUAUUUUAUUUUAUAUAUGUUGGUGAAGUAUAUAUAUAUUGGUAGGAUUAAAUGUAGGGAUAAGUUUAUUCUUGAUACACAUGUUAAACUCAAUAUUUUCAGGUUAUGCAUAAAAUCUAAGAGCCAUAGUUUUCUAAUUACAUAAAUAUAUUUCUGAUCUUUUGGCAUUCUGACAAUCUUUGUUAACAGCAUGCAAAUAUAUUUUUUAAACCUUUUUAUUUUGAAAGUUUUUAGCUUCCUAUAAUCAUGAUAUGUAACUUAUAUUUCCAAAAAAAAUCAACUAAACGGACUAAAUUAAAUUUUAAAUUUUGAAAAUCCUUCUUGUUUUAUAAGUUUAGAUUUUCUACAUGGAAAAAAUUUGUAAUCAUUUUUAUUCCAAAACAAAUCCUCUUUUUUUGGUUUGUAAUCUCAAUUUUUGUCAACUAAACCUAAUUGUUAAAUUAAAUUAAUAGAAACCUUGUUAUUCAAUAAGUUUAGAUCUUUCGAUAUGAAAUGAAUUUCAAGUUUAGAUCGCAAAAAAAAAACAUGUAGGUUUUAUGAUGACCCAAAGAUAUAUAUAGUUCUUUUACAAAAAAAGAAAGAAAGAAAGAUAUAUUUAGUUUUAUAUUGUCAUUGUUUGUUAAGAAAGCAUAGAGUAUGUAACUACGUUUUUAGACUCAGUUUCAUUAGUUUUGUUAAAAAUUUAUGUUACUGUAUAAAAGUCCAGCAACAACAAUAUAUAACAUAAAGUAAACAUGUGAUAUAUAAUACAAUAUUUGUAUAACAUUAAGUAAUAAUGAAUCAAUAUUACACGAGUAAAUAAAACGGAGGAGUAUAGUUCAGACAUAUCACAAAGACAACAUAGGGUAGAUUUAGAUAGCAUAAAUAAAGUAAAAUAUCUCCUAAAAUACUGGUAUAAGUUGUUAGGUUAGGCUGUAUAUUUCAUUUAAUAAAAGGUAUUAGUCAAAAUAUAAUGAUAUUUAAUAAAUGUAUUUGUCCAACAUAUAAUACUUGCAAGUAGAUAAAUAUUGCUUCUGUUUUAAUAGUAUUGAUAGAUAAACAUCUGUUAUUAGCUAAAACAGAUUUUUUCAAAAAAAAAAGAAGUUAAAAUAGAAUGAUAUGUAAAUAUUUUCAAAAUAAAAAAAUACCUGAAAAAAGUCUUCAUGCUUGAGUUUCAGUUACUUUUAAUAAAAUAUUAUUUGAGCUCCUAACACACAAUUCUGGUCCAAAUAGUUAAAGUCCUAAGUAUCUUCAUUUAGACUCAUAUCUUCAUUGUUUAAAAAACAAUUGUUGACUACAUAAUCGUUAAUAUUGUUAAUAUUAUGGUUAUGAUUUAAUUGAUCCAUAUAACAUUAAAUAAAGGGUAACAAAUUCCAAUAUAUUGUAGUUAUGAUUUAAAAGAUUCACAUAACACUAAAUAAAAUAUUGAUACAUAAACAAUUAUUUAAUAUUUAUCAAUACAUACAUAUAAUAAUUUUUUAUUAACGCAUAACGUUUAAAAUAUAUUUGUAAUCAAUCCUGAGAAUAUUUACAUAUAAAAUAGAACACUAUCUAUUUCUAGUUUAUUAAAAGGUAGAAUAUUUUAGAAUACUUUGAUUUGAGAUUUAAGGUUUAAAAAUAUUGAGCUACUAAAUAUUCAGAAAUAAACUACUAUAUUAAUAAUUUAUAUUCGUAUAUAAUCAGAAUAUCCCAGUUUCUGAAUUUAAAAUACAGUUCUACAAUCGAAAAAACAAUAUUGAGCAUAAAGAGUCGACUACUUUAAAUUAUGAGAUUUUCUGUUGGUUUGGAUAUGGAAACCAGAAAAAUAUAAUAAAAAUUUGUUUUCUAAGUUUUUUUUUCUUAUUUUUAAAACAUAAUACUUUUCUAAGCAUAAAAACAGAUGUUUUUUGAAACAAACACAGUUGUUAAAAAAGUAAGGAAACAAAACAAUAUGAUUAAUAUAUCACACUUGUUUAAAGGUGUCAGACGACAGAUCAUUUAUCUAAAAUUAACCAUAGUAUAGGAAUGGUUUAUAUAACUAAAAUGAUGAUAUCAUAUCGAAGUCCAUUAAAAAACUCAGGUCUUUAGGAGAAAAAAAAAACUCAAAUGUUACAUUUUGGAGUUUCCAGAAAACAAAAGUGAAAUCUUGUUUCUCUAUAAUAACAUCACACAAAUCUUGAGCAAUUCUAAAA
Molecule: messenger RNA, 4480 nt
Organism: Brassica rapa (field mustard)
Lineage: Eukaryota; Viridiplantae; Streptophyta; Magnoliopsida; Brassicales; Brassicaceae
Product: polygalacturonase
Biological process (GO): carbohydrate metabolic process
Molecular function (GO): RNA-DNA hybrid ribonuclease activity; polygalacturonase activity; nucleic acid binding
Source: RefSeq, a predicted model, not a curated record